Molecule: messenger RNA, 1788 nt
Organism: Acanthisitta chloris (rifleman)
Lineage: Eukaryota; Metazoa; Chordata; Aves; Passeriformes; Acanthisittidae
Gene: P4HA1
Product: prolyl 4-hydroxylase, alpha polypeptide I
Exons: 14
Coding region: 17-1627 (536 amino acids)
Biological process (GO): peptidyl-proline hydroxylation to 4-hydroxy-L-proline
Cellular component (GO): endoplasmic reticulum
Molecular function (GO): L-ascorbic acid binding; iron ion binding; procollagen-proline 4-dioxygenase activity
Source: RefSeq, a predicted model, not a curated record
GUAACAGCACUGAGCUAUGGAGUUCCACAAGGUUUGGUGUGCUGUUGCCCUUGGAGUUCUGCUGCCUUUCUCCUGGGCCCACACGGACUUCUUCACCUCCAUUGGUCAUAUGACCGACUUAAUUAACACAGAGAAAGAUCUGGUGGUGUCACUGAAGGAUUACAUCAAGGCAGAGGAAAGCAAGCUGGAACAGAUCAAAAAGUGGGCAGAGAAAUUGGAUCAGCUUACAGCUACAGCCACCAAGGACCCAGAAGGCUUCUUGGGCCAUCCUGUAAAUGCAUUCAAGCUGAUGAAAAGGCUCAACACAGAGUGGGGUGAGCUGGAGAGUCUGGUCCUCAAGGACAUGUCAGAUGGCUUUAUCUCCAACAUGACUAUCCAGAGGCAGUUUUUCCCCAACGAUGAGGACCAGACUGGUGCAGCCAAAGCCCUUCUGAGGCUGCAGGACACCUACAAUCUGGACACAGACACCCUCUCCAGAGGGAACCUGCCAGGUGUGAAGCACAAAUCCUUUCUCACAGCUGAAGAUUGCUUUGAGCUGGGCAAGAUUGCCUACACAGAAGCUGACUACUACCACACAGAGCUCUGGAUGGAACAAGCCCUGAAGCAGCUGGAUGAGGGAGAAGUGUCCUCUGCAGAUAAAGUCUACAUCCUGGACUACCUGAGCUAUGCUGUGUAUCAGCAGGGAGACCUGGGCAAGGCCAUGGCACUCACCAGGCGCCUCCUGGAACUGGAUCCUGAACAUCAAAGAGCAAACGGGAACAUGAAGUAUUUUGAAUACAUCAUGGCUAAAGAAAAAGAAACCAACAAAUCCAGCCCAGAUGCAGAGGAGCAGCAGGAGAAGGAAACUGAGGUUAAGAAAAAGGAUUACCUGCCCGAGAGAAGGAAGUACGAAAUGCUGUGCCGUGGGGAGGGGCUCAAAAUGACUCCUCGAAGACAGAAGAGGCUCUUCUGCCGCUACUAUGAUGGGAACAGGAAUCCCAGGUACAUCCUGGGCCCUGUGAAGCAAGAGGAUGAGUGGGACAAGCCCAGGAUUGUUCGCUUCCUUGACAUCAUCUCUGACGAAGAGAUCGAGACAGUGAAAGAACUGGCAAAGCCAAGGCUGAGGCGAGCCACCAUUUCCAACCCCCUAACGGGAGCCUUGGAGACGGCACAUUACAGAAUUAGCAAAAGCGCGUGGCUGUCCGGCUACGAGAGCCCCGUGGUGUCCCGCAUCAACACCAGGAUCCAGGACCUCACAGGCCUGGAUGUCUCCACGGCAGAGGAGCUGCAGGUAGCCAACUACGGAGUAGGAGGCCAGUAUGAGCCUCAUUUUGAUUUUGGAAGGAAAGAUGAGCCAGAUGCUUUUAAGGAACUGGGAACAGGCAACAGGAUUGCUACUUGGUUGUUUUAUAUGAGCGAUGUGUCAGCAGGGGGAGCCACGGUCUUUCCCGAGGUGGGAGCCAGCGUCUGGCCCAGGAAGGGAACAGCUGUGUUCUGGUACAACCUGUUCCCCAGCGGAGAGGGCGAUUACAGCACACGGCAUGCGGCCUGCCCCGUCCUGGUGGGCAACAAGUGGGUAUCCAACAAGUGGCUCCACGAGCGGGGACAGGAGUUCCGACGGCCGUGCACGUUAUCGGAGCUGGAAUGAUGUGUCCCCGUCCCUGCCUCCCGUGCACUCAGCUGUGCACCAUGCACACAUCUCCAACAGUUUACAACUGACUAACACUCCACUCCAGGUUCAGUCUUCACCCACGCCCGAGUUUCAGCUGUGGACAGGACAGAUGUGCUUUUAGUUCCCUUCCAAUAUCC